This is a messenger RNA of Pseudomassariella vexata, 516 nucleotides long. Its product is annotated as 30S ribosomal protein S12. The record is from RefSeq and is a predicted model, not a curated record. Gene Ontology annotation, biological process: translation. Lineage: Eukaryota; Fungi; Ascomycota; Sordariomycetes; Amphisphaeriales; Pseudomassariaceae. Bases 1 to 516 code for a protein of 171 amino acids. Gene Ontology annotation, cellular component: ribosome; small ribosomal subunit. The transcript is spliced from 3 exons. Gene Ontology annotation, molecular function: structural constituent of ribosome.
AUGGCAGCGCCAAUGCUCAGAUACAUAUCCCUAUCGUUCGCACGGCGGCCAACGGUGCCAUCAGCGCUCCCCCAACACCUCUCACCGUCCCGAUUAUUCUCGACCACACCAGCACCAAAUGCGACGCUGAACCAAGUCCUGCGAGGCUGUCGUCAAGGCAAGCGCGCUCGCCACGCCGUCUCCCCAGCUCUCGCCGGGCCUGACUGCCCCCAACUCAAAGGAGUGUGUCUGAAAGUCGGUAUCCAACGCCCUAAGAAGCCCAACUCCGGAGAGCGGAAAACGGCCAGAAUACGCUUGAGUAGCGGCGCUAUGGUUACGGCGUACAUCCCCGGUGAGGGCCACAAUAUCCAACAGCACAGUGUCGUCUUGGUGCGAGGUGGGCGCGCCCAGGAUUGUCCCGGUGUGCGGUACCAUUUGGUUAGAGGAGCUUUGGAUUUGGGUGGUGUUGCCAACCGAACGACGAGUCGUAGUAAAUACGGAACCAAGAAGCCCAAGAAGGCUUCGGUAGGAACAUAG